Gongylonema pulchrum is the source of this 567-nucleotide messenger RNA. The record is from the annotation of a GenBank genome assembly. Lineage: Eukaryota; Metazoa; Nematoda; Chromadorea; Rhabditida; Gongylonematidae.
AUGCUUUUGCCCAAAUGUCCUGCAAACUGGAACGAUAAAGCGUUGGCCAAAGCAAGUGGAAAAAUUGCCAGUUGCAUAGUUGAAGAGGCACAUUAUGAACUGCAACUAAUCAAAAGUCCUGGCGCCAGUUCAAAGCGUCAUUCACGUCGCAUGGUGACGAUGCAGGAUGGGAAUUGUCGGACGAGCUUCGAAACGGAACGCUAUCAACUCUCCAGACAAGACGCUUCUGUAAGCCAUGCUCGACGAAGUCCUCUUGGGAGUUUCAAUGUUUGUUUAAACUGCAAGGCGCUGGGACGGAAGCAGGCCGUGAAUUUUGAUUUUUAUGCAUUUUUGAAUGAAACAUAUUGUUUUGUUAUCAAAGCCGUAACUGCAGAAGAGCAAGGCUAUGAGUUUUGGAUUUACUUGGUUUACAAUCCACAGCACAGGACGAAAGAUUCAACUGGCGACAGUGACAUAGUUCAUAUGGUGGCUAGAGAGCUGAAGUGGAUAAAGAGGAGGGAGGGGAGUGGCAGCACUCAAAUUCAUUAUCUUACUGUUUUAAUAGGGAAAGCAGCAUGGAAUUGCUGA